CCUCGGCUUUCUUCCGCUGCUUCCGGUCGUCCAAGGAGGGUAAUUUGCCUGAUCUCCGUAUUCCGGCGUAUUCUAUCUCCUGACACUGUAUGACAUGUGGUUCCUUACUAGCCACGUAUUGUAUUGUCUUCUCUAUCCGGUAAGCUCCACGUGUUGUGUGGCGCAGCUUGACUUGUUUCAAUCUUCAUAUUAUGUGAUAUAUGAUAUUAUUAUUAUUUUAUUACUAUCAGUAUUAUUAUUUAAGAUUUAUAAGACUCGUGGAACAGAAAGGAAUGGGAAGGAAUAACAAGAUCGUUAUACAUGCCAAGUAAGAUACUCGAUAGAUACAGUUGAUGACAGCAUCACCUGAUGAUCGGAAGAAUGCAA
Messenger RNA from Aspergillus wentii DTO 134E9, 366 nucleotides. RefSeq lists its product as uncharacterized. The record is from RefSeq and is a predicted model, not a curated record. NCBI's taxonomy places the organism in Eukaryota, Fungi, Ascomycota, Eurotiomycetes, Eurotiales, Aspergillaceae. The coding region runs from base 95 to 286 and encodes 63 amino acids. The transcript is spliced from 2 exons.